This is a messenger RNA of Saccharomyces paradoxus, 357 nucleotides long. It is a transcript of the gene COX16, whose product is annotated as Cox16p. Bases 1 to 357 code for a protein of 118 amino acids. Gene Ontology annotation, cellular component: mitochondrial inner membrane. NCBI's taxonomy places the organism in Eukaryota, Fungi, Ascomycota, Saccharomycetes, Saccharomycetales, Saccharomycetaceae. The record is from RefSeq and is a predicted model, not a curated record. The transcript has a single exon. Gene Ontology annotation, biological process: mitochondrial respiratory chain complex IV assembly.
AUGUCGUUUGGCGGGAAAAAAUUCAGGUCUAGAAGACAGCAGUUAGCAUAUGAAGCAUCUUUGGCGGGGCGAUAUAAGAAAGCAUUGAGUAAGCACCCCUUUCUAUUCUUUGGUUUACCAUUUUGUGCAACAAUAGUAUUAGGUUCCUUUUGGUUGUCAAACUUUACAGCGAUCAAGUAUGAGCAAGGAGAUCGUAAAGUUCAGGAAAUUAAUGAAGAGGAUAUCUUGAAACUAAGGAAAAAUCAAAGAGAAUUCGACAUAAAAGAAGAAUAUUACCGUUUACAAGGUCUUUCUGAGGAGGAUUGGGAGCCUGUACGCGUAGCCAGGUUAAAGGAUGAAUCGGAGAAUGUCUGGUAA